Homo sapiens (human) is the source of this 3522-nucleotide messenger RNA. It is a transcript of the gene CCDC110, whose product is annotated as coiled-coil domain containing 110. The transcript has 7 exons. The record is from RefSeq and is a predicted model, not a curated record. NCBI's taxonomy places the organism in Eukaryota, Metazoa, Chordata, Mammalia, Primates, Hominidae. Gene Ontology annotation, cellular component: nucleus. Bases 51 to 2645 code for a protein of 864 amino acids.
GGCGGAGCGGGUGCGUGCGGCGGCGGUUGCGAGAGAGAUGAGCCGCGGCGAUGAGCCCGGAAAAGCAGCACCGGGAAGAGGAUGAAGUUGACUCCGUUCUCCUUUCAGCGUCCAAGAUCCUAAAUUCUUCGGAGGGGGUGAAGGAAAGUGGCUGCAGUGACACAGAAUAUGGCUGCAUAGCAGAAUCAGAAAAUCAAAUCCAACCACAAUCAGCAUUGAAAGUCCUUCAGCAGCAGUUGGAAUCAUUUCAGGCUUUGCGAAUGCAGACUUUGCAGAAUGUCAGCAUGGUACAGUCGGAAAUCAGUGAAAUAUUGAACAAAAGUAUUAUUGAAGUAGAAAACCCACAAUUUAGCUCAGAAAAAAAUCUGGUGUUUGGCACGCGCAUUGAAAAGGAUUUGCCUACAGAGAAUCAAGAAGAAAACCUUUCUAUGGAGAAAAGUCAUCAUUUUGAGGAUUCCAAGACACUUCAUUCAGUGGAAGAAAAAUUAAGUGGUGAUAGUGUGAACAGUCUCCCUCAAAGUGUAAAUGUUCCAUCCCAGAUACAUUCCGAGGACACAUUAACUCUGAGAACUUCAACAGACAAUUUAUCUUCAAACAUAAUUAUACACCCUUCAGAAAAUUCUGACAUCUUGAAGAAUUAUAAUAACUUUUAUCGUUUUCUACCUACUGCACCUCCAAAUGUGAUGUCUCAAGCUGAUACAGUAAUUCUGGAUAAAUCCAAAAUUACUGUGCCUUUUCUCAAGCAUGGAUUUUGUGAAAAUUUAGAUGACAUUUGCCAUUCUAUCAAACAAAUGAAAGAAGAGCUUCAAAAGUCACAUGAUGGGGAAGUGGCACUUACAAAUGAACUUCAGACUUUACAAACUGAUCCAGAUGUUCACAGGAAUGGUAAAUAUGACAUGUCCCCUAUUCACCAGGAUAAAAUGAACUUUAUUAAGGAAGAAAACUUGGACGGUAACUUAAAUGAAGAUAUAAAAUCAAAGAGAAUUUCAGAAUUAGAGGCAUUAGUGAAGAAAUUACUCCCCUUCAGGGAAACUGUGUCAAAAUUCCAUGUGCAUUUUUGUAGAAAAUGUAAAAAGUUAUCUAAGAGUGAAAUGCACAGGGGAAAGAAAAAUGAGAAAAACAAUAAAGAAAUUCCCAUCACUGGCAAAAAUAUUACAGAUUUAAAAUUCCAUUCCAGAGUUCCAAGAUACACACUGUCCUUCCUCGACCAAACAAAACAUGAAAUGAAAGACAAAGAAAGACAACCAUUUCUAGUAAAACAAGGAUCAAUAAUAUCUGAAAAUGAGAAAACUUCCAAAGUUAAUUCCGUUACUGAGCAGUGUGUUGCAAAAAUUCAGUACUUACAGAAUUACCUAAAAGAAUCUGUGCAGAUACAGAAAAAAGUAAUGGAACUGGAGAGUGAAAAUCUAAACCUUAAGUCCAAAAUGAAACCUCUUAUCUUUACCACACAAUCUCUCAUACAGAAAGUUGAAACAUAUGAAAAGCAACUUAAGAAUCUGGUUGAAGAAAAGAGUACUAUUCAGUCUAAGUUAAGUAAAACAGAAGAAUACAGCAAAGAGUGUCUUAAAGAAUUUAAAAAAAUAAUUAGUAAAUAUAAUGUUCUGCAAGGCCAAAAUAAAACUCUAGAGGAAAAAAAUAUACAACUUUCUUUAGAGAAGCAACAAAUGAUGGAAGCAUUAGAUCAACUAAAAAGUAAGGAACACAAAACUCAAAGUGAUAUGGCCAUUGUAAAUAAUGAAAAUAAUCGAAUGAGUAUAGAAAUGGAAGCAAUGAAAACCAAUAUUCUGUUGAUACAAGAUGAAAAAGAAAUGUUAGAGAAAAAAACACACCAGCUUCUAAAAGAAAAAAGCUCACUUGGAAAUGAACUAAAAGAAAGCCAGCUAGAGAUAAUCCAGCUAAAAGAGAAAGAAAGAUUGGCAAAAACGGAACAAGAGACACUUCUUCAAAUAAUAGAAACAGUUAAAGAUGAAAAACUCAACCUUGAAACAACAUUACAAGAAUCUACUGCUGCCAGACAAAUUAUGGAAAGAGAAAUUGAGAAUAUUCAAACCUACCAAUCUACUGCCGAAGAGAAUUUUCUGCAAGAAAUAAAAAAUGCAAAAUCAGAAGCAAGUAUUUAUAAGAAUAGCUUGUCAGAAAUUGGCAAGGAAUGUGAAAUGUUAUCAAAAAUGGUAAUGGAAACCAAAACAGAUAAUCAGAUUCUAAAAGAAGAACUAAAGAAACAUAGUCAAGAAAAUAUAAAAUUUGAAAACAGCAUCAGUAGACUUACUGAAGACAAAAUACUUUUAGAAAAUUACGUAAGAAGCAUAGAAAAUGAAAGGGAUACCUUGGAAUUUGAGAUGCGGCAUCUUCAACGAGAAUAUUUAAGUUUAAGUGAUAAAAUUUGUAAUCAGCAUAAUGACCCUUCAAAAACAACUUACAUUUCAAGAAGAGAGAAAUUCCAUUUUGACAACUAUACUCACGAAGAUACUUCUAGUCCUCAGAGUAGGCCUUUGGCUUCGGAUUUGAAAGGUGGAAACAAUACACAUGCCUGCCCUGGCUCCAGAGGAAACACAAUCUCUAGCUUCCAAGGUUGCAAGCACACCUGUUCUGUGCUCCAGAGACACUCUGUCUUCCAAGACUGCUAUUCAAAUAUUCCUUGUUGAAUUCUGUCCAAAGCUUUUUCUACAUUUAUUGGAGGUGAUCCUGGUUUUUCUCCUUUAAUCUGUUAAUAUGGUAAAUUAUGUUAAUUUUGAAACACUAACCUUGAAUUCCUGGGAUAAACUCCACUGGGUGAUGUUGUAUUAUUCUUUUAAUAUACAUUCCUGGAUUCAAUUUGGUAAUAUUUUGUUAAGGAUUUCUGCUUCUGUAUUCAGAAGGAUGUUGGUCUGUAUUAUUUUCUUGUAAUGUCUUUGUCUGGCUUUGGCAUCAGGAAAAUCCUGUUGGGAAGUGUUUCCCCUCCUCUAUUUUCUGAAUUUGUGUAGGAUUGGUAUUAUUAAUAUUAUUCCUUCCUUAAAUAUUUAAAUAUGUAAUACUCAUACAUAUUUGUAAAAUAUAUAAUAUGUAAAUAUUCACCAGAGGGCCUGGAUUUUUCUAAAUGGGAAGGUUUUACAUUGCUAAAUGAUUUCUAUUAAUAUAGAACUACUCAGAUUUUCUAUUUCUUGAGUUAGAGUUGACAAUUUUGUAUGUUCUGAGGAAUUUGUACAUUUCAUGUAAGUUCUCAAAUGUAUUGUCACAAAGUUGUUCAUAAUAUUCCUUAUUAGCAUUUUAACGUUCAAAGGACUUGUAGCGAUGUCCCCUCUUUAAUUUCUGACAUUGGUAAUUUGGGGAUUCUUUUUUCUUUAUUAUUCUUGCUAGAGUUUUACCAAUUUUAUUUUUCUUUUCAAAAAAUCAGCUUAUUAUUUCAUUGAUUUUUCUUGCUGCUUUGUUUUUUUCUUCCAUUGAUUUCUGUUCCUAUUUAGUAAUUUCAUUCCUUUGGGUCGUCUGGUGCUACUUGGCUCCUUCCCUAGUUUCGUACCUGCAUUAAUAGCAUCACAGAGUCUG